UUCAGAACGCCAUUCACUAUCCCUUCUCCCACUCUCACCUAGGGUUUUACUUGCAAAUUUUCCCUCCAAAUAAAAGCAAGAAGAACAGCGCCAAACAGAAGAAAAACCCUAGCUAUGGAGGACGACAGUGAGUACGAUCCGCAACUUAUGGACGACGAAGACGACGAGGAGAUCACGCAGGAAGACGCGUGGGCGGUUAUCUCAGCUUACUUCGAAGAGAAAGGUCUGGUGCGUCAACAGCUCGAUUCGUUCGAUGAAUUUAUCCAAAACACUAUGCAAGAAAUCGUCGACGAAUCGGCCGAUAUUGAAAUCAGGCCAGAGUCACAGCACAAUCCUGGUCACCAGUCCGACUUUGCUGAGACUAUCUAUAAGAUUAGCUUUGGUCAGAUCUACCUUAGUAAACCUAUGAUGACUGAGUCAGAUGGUGAAACUGCAACUUUAUUUCCAAAAGCUGCAAGGUUGAGGAAUCUUACUUACUCAGCUCCGUUGUAUGUCGAUGUAACUAAGAGAGUUAUAAAGAAAGGGCAUGAUGGUGAAGAAGUCACUGAGACUCAGGAUUUUACGAAAGUGUUCAUUGGGAAGGUUCCUAUAAUGCUCCGGUCAAGUUAUUGCACCCUAUAUCAAAAUUCAGAGAAGGAUCUGACCGAGCUUGGGGAGUGUCCAUAUGAUCAAGGAGGGUAUUUCAUUAUCAAUGGGAGUGAAAAGGUUCUAAUUGCUCAGGAGAAGAUGAGCACAAAUCAUGUCUAUGUCUUCAAAAAGAGGCAGCCGAACAAAUAUGCCUAUGUGGCAGAAGUUCGGUCCAUGGCAGAGUCCCAGAAUAGGCCACCAAGUACCAUGUUUGUGCGGAUGCUUUCUCGGACUAGUGCCAAAGGGGGCUCUUCAGGGCAGUACAUUCGUGCUACUCUUCCAUAUAUUCGGACUGAAAUUCCUAUCAUAAUUGUCUUUCGGGCCUUGGGAUUUGUUGCUGACAAGGACAUAUUAGAGCAUAUAUGCUAUGACUUCUCCGACACCCAGAUGAUGGAGUUGCUUAGGCCUUCCUUAGAAGAAGCAUUUGUGAUUCAAAACCAGCAGGUUGCACUAGAUUAUAUUGGUAAAAGAGGAGCAACUGUUGGUGUUACCAGAGAAAAGAGGAUUAAGUAUGCUAAAGAGAUCCUCCAAAAAGAAAUGCUUCCUCACGUAGGUGUUGGAGAUUUUUGCGAGACAAAGAAAGCUUAUUAUUUUGGAUAUAUUAUUCACCGGCUGCUUCUUUGUGCACUUGGCCGGAGGGCGGAAGAUGAUAGAGAUCAUUAUGGCAACAAGAGGUUGGACCUUGCUGGUCCAUUACUUGGAGGCCUCUUUAGAAUGCUUUUUCGGAAGUUAACUAGGGAUGUGAGAUCUUAUGUGCAGAAGUGUGUUGAUAACGGGAAGGAUGUGAACCUGCAAUUUGCUAUCAAAGCAAAAACUAUUACAAGUGGUCUUAAAUACUCACUUGCUACUGGAAAUUGGGGGCAAGCAAAUGCAGCUGGUACUAGAGCUGGAGUGUCACAGGUGUUAAACCGUUUGACAUAUGCCUCAACUUUGUCACACUUGCGAAGGCUCAAUUCUCCUAUAGGACGUGAAGGGAAAUUGGCUAAACCACGUCAGUUGCAUAAUUCACAGUGGGGAAUGAUGUGUCCAGCGGAAACACCAGAAGGACAGGCCUGUGGACUUGUAAAGAAUCUUGCCUUGAUGGUAUACAUAACUGUUGGAUCAGCUGCAUAUCCUAUUCUUGAAUUUUUGGAAGAGUGGGGUACGGAGAAUUUUGAGGAAAUCUCACCUGCAGUUAUUCCUCAAGCUACAAAAAUUUUUGUCAAUGGUUGCUGGGUUGGUGUACAUCGGAAUCCUGAUAUGCUUGUGACAACAUUGAGACGGUUGAGAAGACGGGUUGAUGUCAACACUGAAGUUGGUGUUGUUAGAGAUAUCCGUCUAAAAGAACUUCGAAUAUAUACUGACUAUGGUCGUUGCAGUCGACCAUUGUUCAUUGUGGAGAAACAAAGACUUCUCAUAAAGAAGAAAGAUAUUCAUGCACUGCAACAAAGAGAAAGCCCAGAAGAGGGUGGCUGGCAUGAUCUUGUAGCAAAGGGAUUUAUAGAAUACAUUGACACGGAAGAAGAGGAGACAACAAUGAUUUCCAUGACCAUCAAUGAUCUUGUACAAGCGAGAGUCAAUCCAGAGGAAGCUUAUUCUGAAACUUAUACCCAUUGUGAGAUCCACCCUUCAUUGAUUUUGGGUGUUUGUGCUUCAAUUAUACCAUUUCCUGAUCAUAAUCAGUCCCCGCGUAAUACCUAUCAAUCUGCUAUGGGUAAGCAAGCAAUGGGAAUAUAUGUUACGAACUACCAAUUUCGAAUGGAUACAUUGGCCUAUGUUCUCUACUAUCCCCAAAAGCCACUUGUUACUACACGAGCUAUGGAACAUCUCCACUUUCGGCAGCUACCAGCUGGCAUUAAUGCUAUUGUUGCUAUUGCCUGCUAUUCUGGAUAUAACCAAGAAGAUUCUGUUAUUAUGAAUCAAUCAUCAGUAGACCGUGGAUUCUUUCGAUCACUUUUCUUCCGCUCUUACCGGGAUGAGGAGAAAAAAAUGGGGACCCUUGUUAAAGAAGAUUUUGGUCGACCAGAUAGGGCUAAUACUAUGGGAAUGAGGCAUGGCUCUUAUGAUAAAUUGGAUGAUGAUGGUCUUGCACCUCCUGGAACAAGAGUUUCAGGUGAGGAUGUAAUCAUCGGAAAGACCACGCCGAUUUCUCAGGAAGAAGCACAGGGACAAGCAUCACGCUAUUCAAGACGUGAUCAUAGCAUAAGCUUACGUCACAGUGAAACAGGCAUAGUGGACCAAGUUCUAUUGACAACUAAUGCUGAUGGGUUGAGAUUUGUGAAAGUAAGGGUAAGAUCUGUUCGCAUUCCCCAGAUCGGGGACAAGUUUAGCAGUAGGCAUGGUCAAAAGGGAACAGUGGGCAUGACUUACACGCAGGAAGACAUGCCUUGGACUGUGGAAGGCAUUACACCUGAUAUCAUUGUGAACCCACAUGCUAUUCCUUCUCGAAUGACAAUUGGUCAGCUUAUUGAAUGUAUCAUGGGGAAAGUUGCAGCUCACAUGGGCAAGGAAGGGGAUGCCACUCCUUUUACAGAUGUCACCGUGGACAAUAUCAGCAGAGCUCUUCAUAAAUGUGGGUAUCAAAUGCGUGGUUUUGAGACCAUGUAUAAUGGGCACACGGGCAGGCGCCUUACUGCUAUGAUAUUCCUGGGGCCCACAUAUUACCAAAGACUAAAGCACAUGGUUGAUGAUAAGAUCCAUUCACGUGGACGGGGCCCUGUGCAGAUCCUCACAAGGCAGCCUGCAGAGGGACGAUCCCGUGAUGGUGGUCUCCGUUUUGGAGAGAUGGAAAGAGAUUGCAUGAUUGCGCAUGGUGCUGCUCAUUUUCUUAAAGAGAGAUUGUUUGACCAAAGUGAUGCAUACAGGGUCCAUGUGUGUGAGCGUUGUGGGUUGAUUGCUAUCGCAAAUCUAAAGAAGAACUCAUUUGAGUGCAGAGGAUGCAAGAAUAAAACUGAUAUUGUUCAGGUAUACAUUCCUUACGCCUGUAAGCUGCUCUUCCAAGAGCUUAUGGCCAUGGCAAUUGCUCCAAGAAUGCUCACAAAGGAACUUCCCAAAGACCAAAAGAAGAAAGGAGCCUGAGAUACGUGAGCAAAUCAAGUCCAGUUUUCUUCCUCUUCAUCUUGAAGCCUGCCGACAGAGGACAAUUGGUAUAAAAAGAGCUCAAAGAUGGAUAUUCUAAAGCCAAAUUCGGCUUUUUUAGUGGCUGGCUAACUCUUGCCUGUGCUGAGAUAGAAAGUCAAAGCGGGAGUGAGAGAUGGUUGUAAUAAAUAAUCUGUUCCUUUUUCACAUAACCGCUAGUGAAUUCAUGUGUCUAGAGUGGGGAUUGUGUAUGAACAUGAUGUUGUAUCAUCUAUCAUUUAUGUUAACCUUUGUAGCCCUAUCCAGAAUGUUAGUACUAGUUAGGGGCUUAUUCAUUACGAUGAUUUAUUGCUAAUCUUGAAUUUUUCUGUGGAUAUGUUUACCAAAUUUUGGAAAAGAAAAGGAAGAUAUACCGCUAUUCUUUUCUGUA
Theobroma umbraticum is the source of this 4114-nucleotide messenger RNA. It is a transcript of the gene NRPB2, whose product is annotated as DNA-directed RNA polymerase family protein. Gene Ontology annotation, molecular function: ribonucleoside binding; DNA-directed RNA polymerase activity; DNA binding. Gene Ontology annotation, biological process: DNA-templated transcription. The record is from RefSeq and is a predicted model, not a curated record. NCBI's taxonomy places the organism in Eukaryota, Viridiplantae, Streptophyta, Magnoliopsida, Malvales, Malvaceae.